AUGCUGUUUACACUUGCUGAAUUGGUGCGGUGGCUUGGGGUCACAAUUUGUGAGAUGUGGAUCCAGACAGUGGCCAUUCUCAUCUUCUCCCUUCUCUUGCUCCUGAAACUAGACUUGGAACUGGAAAUGUCUUGGUUCCUGGUCUUCCUCCCACUAUUCAUUGCUGAUGGGUUGAAUGCCUAUUUCUGCAUGAUUGUCUUCAUUCGCCAGUGCCUUGAAGGCACAGUGAAGGCAGCGUUCUUGCGUGCAGUGUGGAGCUACACGAUCUGGGUCCUCAUCUCCCUAUUUCAGUUCCUCCUGUGUGAGAAGCUGGAAGGGAAAAAUAAUCUUGGAUACUCUGAGGUCAUGGCUGAAGUAUUUGUCCUCAUGCAACUCUUCAUGCAUUUAAUUGACCUUGUCCCUGGAGUCCCCAUUCUCCUCCCCUGUAUCACUAUGGCUGGGAAGGUGAAAAAGCGACCUGCUGGAGGUUUGAAGGUCAACAUUUCUCAGUCACCUCCUCCAGCCAUUCGGGCUCCACGAGACCUGGAUAGAAGGACAACCAUUACCCUCGGUGACACUACGUUUGACUGUGAUUGUGAUGAUCUUGUACCCCUGGAGACCUUGGGGCGGGGUGCAUAUGGUAUUGUGGAGAAAAUGCGCCACAUCCCAACAAAUACCAUCAUGGCUGUCAAACGUAUCACAGUGACGGUGAACAGUCAGGAGCAGAAACGGGUGCUGAUGGAUUUGGACGUCUCGAUGCGUGCAUCUGCCUGCCAGUAUACAGUCCAAUUUUUUGGGGCCCUCUUUCGUGAGGGAGAUGUCUGGAUCUGCAUGGAAGUCCUGGAUAUCUCUCUGGACAAGUUCUAUCACCGGGUCUAUAAGCAUGGCCGCGACAUUCCUGAGCCCAUAUUGGGGAAGAUUGCUCAUGCUGUGGUGUCAGCACUUCACUACCUUCACACGGAAUUGAAGGUGAUACACAGGGAUGUGAAGCCAUCUAACAUUCUCAUCAAUCGGAAAGGACAGGUGAAGAUAUGCGACUUCGGAAUCUCAGGCUACCUGGUAGACUCUGUUGCCAAAACCAUAGAUGCCGGCUGCAAGCCAUACAUGGCGCCAGAGAGGAUAGAUCCCAAGGGAAAUCCCUCGUGCUAUGAUAUUCGCUCUGACAUCUGGAGCCUUGGGAUUUCGAUGAUCGAGCUAGCAACGGGAUGCUUCCCGUAUCGAACAUGGGGUACACCCUUUGAUCAACUGAAGCAGGUCGUUGAGGAUGACCCCCCAAGACUCCCUCCAAACAAAUUCUCCCCAGAGUUUGAAGCCUUCAUUUCUCAGUGCCUCCUGAAGGAUGUCCACAAGAGGCCAAACUACACCCAAUUACUGGAGCACCCUUUCAUCGCAAGACACGGAACGGUGGACACGGACGUGGCUGGAUUCGUUAGUGAGAUCUUGGACCUCCCUCUCACGGAUGAGGACAAGGCCAAGAAUUGAGGCCAUCCCAUUUCACAGUAGUCCCGGGCUGGAGCCCUAGAGUAUUUCAACACCGUCUCUCCAGUACAACGACCUACGAACCUACGGCAAAAAAAAUUCACACACACGCAGAAGCCAUUUGUGAUAUGGAAGUGAAGGAGACCCUGCCACUCUUGUGCAUUUCUUUGCUACCCACACACAUUUACAAAAGAAACCACUAAUGACUUUCAUAUUGUACAGCAGUGAGUCGGUUGAGUGCUGAUUUCACUAUCACUCAUGAUCAUGAAACCUGUCUUGAAGUAUGAAGGUAGAAUGACAACUGAAAUUUAUUAGCAUUAGGCUUACAGAGAAGAGAGUGAGAGAGCAAAUGAAAGAUUGAUAUUCUGGAAAUUAA
Molecule: messenger RNA, 1834 nt
Organism: Darwinula stevensoni
Lineage: Eukaryota; Metazoa; Arthropoda; Ostracoda; Podocopida; Darwinulidae
Source: the annotation of a GenBank genome assembly